AUGCCAUCAAAGACCAUCGCAGUUAUAGGAGGGUUGGAUGCCGAUUUGAUCAUGAUUACGAGCCGUAUUCCUGAUCCUGGUGAGAGUGUACUGGCAAGUCAUUUCGAAGAGUCUCUUGGCGGCAAAGGGGCCAACUCAGCGAUUGCCACAUUCCGAACAUGCCACGACAAAUUCUCACAAAAGCAUGUCUUCCUAGACUUCAAAGGUGCCUCAGGCGACAUUGAAGACGCACAUUCCGCAAGCCAGUCACACGCGGCAGUAACAAAGCAAGAAAUUAACACAGGUUCGGACGCGGAAAUUAUUCGAGUCAAGAUGAUCGGCGCAGUCGGUGAUGAUGAAUACGGUGAAAAGUUCAUUGCUGAGCUAAGCAAAAACGGCGUCGAUGUUUCUGGGAUCAUAACAGUUCCAGAUACACGUUCGAGCAUUUGCUUCGUCACGGUCGAUGACCUGACGCGCGAGAACCGAUGCCUCUUCACACAAGGCGCCACAGCAACCUGGAAGGAAAAGGACUUUCUCAAGCCGGAGCAACUUGGAGGUGGCAUUCGACCCGACUUGGUUAUUGCUCAAAUGGAGAUUGACAAGCAUGUUGUUGAAACCAUGCUGGAAACUGCUGGUAAUGCGAGUAUUGACUUUUGUCUCAACGCAGCACCUGCAAGCCCGAUCGACAAGCAUCUCUACCGACAUGUGACACAUCUGCUCAUGAAUGAAUCAGAGGCAGCUAUCAUGUCAGGGCGAGAUCGAGACGAGGUUAAACAAGACACUUGGCUCACUAUUGCCAAAGAAUUCUUGAACAGUGGUGUAGCCAAUGUGGUAAUUACACUCGGGGCUAAGGGAGCAUUUUACGCCAACGCCGAGGGAAAUGGCCAUUGCCCUGCAUACGAUGUGAAGGUAGAGGACACUACUGGCGCAGGGGACACGUUUACGGGUGCUUACGCCUCGGAUUACUUGCGACAAAAGGACAAGGGAACGUGGGAUAUUAGGAGUGCCGUUGUUCGAGCGAACAAAGCUGCUGCUAUCACCAUCCAGGGUUUAGGGGCGUAG
Molecule: messenger RNA, 1041 nt
Organism: Fusarium poae
Lineage: Eukaryota; Fungi; Ascomycota; Sordariomycetes; Hypocreales; Nectriaceae
Exons: 2
Coding region: 1-1041 (346 amino acids)
Biological process (GO): D-ribose metabolic process
Molecular function (GO): ribokinase activity
Source: RefSeq, a predicted model, not a curated record